AUGCUACAACUCAGAAGCCCAUUUUCCCCCAUUUUCCCCCAACAAUCAAAUGGCUCUUUUCGCCCCUCCCACGCCCUUAUUCUCCCCAUGUCUCAGGCUCCGCCGCCACCUCCGCCGCUGACCCCUCUAUUCUCCGCCGAUCCCAACUCUCCCCCGCCUCCCAAUGACGUCUCCGGCAUCAGCCCCGGCUACGCCAUCGCCGUCGCCCUCGGAUUCAUCGUGCUCUCCUCCGCCACUGUCUUCUCCGUCUACUUAUGCUUCCGAUCCGGCGCCGCCCGCCGCCGCCGCCAGAGCACAAAUCCCUAUCCCGGCCCGAACCGGCCGGUCGAGAUCAGCACCUACCGCCUCCCGCGCGUGAUCUUCGUCGCCGAGGACGACGACGGCGGCGGCGGAGGGUUUCAGGAUGAUGCCGUCGGGCUAGAUCCGGCGGUCAUCAGCACGUACCCGAAGAUCGCGUACGCGAGCGUCAGCGGUGGGGAUCGUGGGAACGACGCUGUUUGCGCGAUAUGUCUGGGCGAGUACGGGGAGAAGGAGGUGCUGAGGGUGCUACCCGACUGCGGCCACCGUUUCCACGUGAUGUGCGUGGACGCGUGGCUGAAGAUGAGGGCGUCUUGUCCCGUCUGCCGGAGUUCGCCGCUGCCGACGCCGAUGUCGACGCCGCUACAGGAGGUGGUGCCGCUGGCUCAACACACCACCCAUCGUCGCCCCACAACCACCAAACGCUGGUGCUCCGUCGUCUCAUCUGCCGCCGCGCAUCUGCUCGUUGUUGACAACUUCGUGGCCUCAGUCCGCUCCGCACCGCUUCAGCUGCCGUAUACACCUACCACAGUGUCGCGCCACCUCAAAUUCGUUAAUCAUCUGCCCAUCCGGAGACCUGAGAUUGUCGGCGAACCAGACACAAACGACUUAACUCUUCCACAGUUAUCGGUCAGCAGAGACAUGGCAGAGCGAACUCCCAUUGUCCAGCGUCGCAGCUUCGUGGUCCGCGAUGGACCCUGA
Messenger RNA from Striga hermonthica, 999 nucleotides. Lineage: Eukaryota; Viridiplantae; Streptophyta; Magnoliopsida; Lamiales; Orobanchaceae. The record is from the annotation of a GenBank genome assembly.